AUGGAAAAUACACUUGAAGAAAAAUUAAUGAAAGUAAACUUUUUUAAUGAAAAUGAAGAAAUUAAAAAGAGAAAAAAAUUUCAUAAAAUUAGAAGAGCCCUAUUAAAUAUGAAUGAAAAGGAAGAAAAUUAUUUUUUAAUGAACAUAUAUCCAUUAAUAAAAAAUUAUAUAAAUGAUAAUAUACUAUGUUAUGAAUAUAAAAAACAUCAUUUUGGAAAAAGUAUUUUAAAUAUAUUUUAUUCUAUGAUUUAUAAAUUUAAAAAAAUAAAAUACAUCGUAGAAAUUUUUGAUAUAUGCCUAAAUCUUGUUGAAAAAGUAAAUGAAGAAUAUGCUAUCCUUUGUAUUAGAAUAAUAACAGAAAUAUGCAGAUUGCAUAGAAAUGAUUUAAUAUUAUUCGAAAUUUAUAAAUAUAUAAAUAUUUUAUCUACUAACAUUUUAAAAAUAUUUUAUAAAAAAAUAAUUAACAAAGUUAAAAAAGGAAAAUUUUUGAAAUCUUUAAUUAAUAUUUAUAAAAAAAAGAAAAAUAAAAAAAAAAAAAAAAAUUAUUUAAACAGUAGCAAAGAUUCAUUAAAAGUUAUUAGAGAAAUAAUUUUAUCAAAUUUUAUUAUAAUAAAUAUAUAUCCAAAUAUAUUAAAUAAUGUCGAAGAUUGCAUAAAAAUAUUAUGUAAAAUACUUUCAAUUACCAAUGUUUUUGAUUUUAAAUUUUCAAAAUUUUUUUUUAUAGAAUCCAUUAAGUAUUCUAAUGAAUGGAUUUUAAAAAAUGUAUAUUAUUAUGAAUAUGAAAAUUCAUUUAUAAACCAAAAUAAUGUAAAUGAUGAAACAAAUUCAAAAAAUUUAUACAGUCCUAAUAAUAAGGAAUGUAGUUAUAAAAAUUUGUUAAAUCAUCAAACUGCAAAUGAGAAAAUAGAAGUUAACAAAAACAAUGAAAUUUAUCAAAUUAAUACAACUUUUGGUAAUUUAAAUUGUUAUACUUUAAAUUUUGAUGAAAAUAAUAAAUAUAAAAACAAUUUGUUUUAUAUUCCAAGUUAUGAUAAUAACUCAUUUAUUAAUAAUAAUUUAAUUAUCGAUAAAGCUCCUAUUAAUAAUAGCUAUCUCACAAAUGAUAGUAUUUUCUACAAUAAUUCAUUUGAUAAUAAUGAUUCAUAUAACAAUUACGUUAAUGAAUUAAAUAAUUUACCUAAUGAUGCUAAAUAUGGUUUUCCUAAAAAUGGAUUAAAAACAAUAAAGAAAAAAUUUUACAAAAAUGUAGAUUAUAAUAAAUAUGAGAUAGAUAUAUCUAAAUUAUCAGAACUUCUAAAUUUAAAAAAUAACAUUAUCUAUUUUUUAUGCUUCUUAUUAAGAUGUAACAAAAGUAAUAUGUAUUUUCUUUAUAAACAAUUUCUUAUAGAAAAAAUUAUUGAAUUUUUAAAAUAUGAUACACACUUUUUUAUGGAGAAAAAAAAAAAGUUUAUUGAAAACAUUCGAUUAUUACUACAUGAAAAUUUCAAAGAAAAUUUGAAGCAUUAUUUAAAGUUUUUAUUAGACCCUUCAUUGUAUAUAAAAAAUUUGAACAAUAAUAGCUUUUUAAAUAUAUAUAUAUUUAUAUUAAUACAUGAUAUAUUUUUUUAUUUUAAAAAUGAGAAUGUAUGGAAUUUUAACAUAUUAAAAAGUUGUAUAGAUAAUUAUUCGUAUAUUAUUAUCAAAGAGAAAAAAGCUAUUUUUAUUCAGAACAUUUGUAUCAAAUUAUUAGUUUUUAUAAUUCACAUAAUUUUUAGAAUAAAAAAGAGAAAUUCAUUGUAUUUUUCGUUAUAUUUUGAUAUUAUAAAUAUAAUGCUAAAUAAAAGUUUUUCUUUAAAAUAUGAAUUGCAUAAUGUAUAUAAAAAAAUAUGUAAAAAUAAUAAACGUGUUACUAAUUCUAAAAAAGUAAAAGUUUCUCAAAAUAAUUAUAAAAAAAAAAAAAAAAUGUCACAUUUUUUCCAAGAAAAAUGUAAAUAUAAUUCAGAUAAUUUUUGUUUAACUUUUAAAAAUACAUUAAAGAAAAAAAAAAAAAUUAUGAAAAUAAAUUCAAAUGAUGAUAUUAUAUGUGAUAAGAGAAAAAUAUUAUUACAAAAUAGUUAUAAGGUAAAUAAUCAUAAAGAAAAUUUAAACGAAUUAUUAAGAGAAUACAAAUAUUUAUUGUAUUCGUUUUGCACAUGUAUAAAAAAUAAUAUUUAUUAUAUUUAUUUAUAUUUUAAUAAUGAUAUAAUUAUCAAUAAAGAAGAAUUAAAGGAAAAUUAUAAAAAUAAUAUUCCAGAUUAUAAUAACUUUGAAGUAAUGAAAGAAAAAAAGGAAAAUUUCAAAAAUUUUGAAAGAACAAAUAAGAGUAUCAAUAAAAAAGGAAACAUAAUAAAAAAAAAAAAUAAAAAUAUUACACAUAGUAUUUACAAAAAUGUUAAUAGUCAAUAUUUCUAUAAUUUUUUAAUUAAUCAAACAAAAGAUAAGACAAAUAAAAAUAUAAAUAAAUCUCAUAUAUAUAAAACUAAUAAAAAUUCAAUCAAGACUUCAUCUACUAAAUUUUUAAAAAAUUUUAAUGAGUGUAAUAAUUCUUAUUGUUUGAAUGGAUAUAACAGCUUAUAUUUUAAUAGCAAUAAUAAUAAUAAUUUUAGAAGUAGUAAUAAUAUUAAUAAUAAUAUUAGUAGUAGUAGUAAUAAUAAUAAUAAUAAUAAUAAUAAUAAUAAUAAUAAUAAUAAUAAUAAUAAUAAUAAUAAUAAUAAUAAUAAUAAUAUUAAUAAUAUCAGUGAUAAUAAUAAUAAUAGUAAUAAUAAUAAUAAUAGUAAUAAUAAUAAUAAUAGUAAUAAUAAUAAUAAUAUUAAUAAUAAUAAUAAUAUUAAUAAUAAUAAUAAUAACAGUAAUAAUAAUAACAGUAAUAAUAAUAACAGUGAUAAUAAUAAUAAUAGUAAUAAUAAUAAUAAUUUUAGUAGUAGUAGUAAUAAUAAUAAUAUGUGUAUAGAUAAUGAAUUUUUAUAUAAUAAUGAAAAUGAAUUAAUAAAAAGUGAAUAUUAUAAUUUGAAUGAUUGUAAAAAUAAUUUUAAUCUUAAUAAUAUUUCUCGAAAUGAUAUUGAUUAUUUGAAUGAUAAUAAAGUUAAUAAUGAUAAUAAUGAUAAAUAUAUGAAUGUUAAUAAUAUGAUUGAUAAAGAUAAUAAUAUACAUUUAAGUAGUUUUCUUAAUAGUAAUGAUUUUCUUAUAAAAAAUGAUGAUUUUCUUUUAAGAAAUGACGAAUUUUUUAAUAAUAUUUUUGUAAAUGGAAAAAAUUUGUUCAAUUCCCAUGAUAGUAACUUAAAUAGUUAUACAAUUGAAAAUGAUUUAUGUAAUUAUAUGAAUAAUUAUAAUAACGAAAAUGAAAAAAAGUUGAAUAGUAUUAUAUAUGGUUACAAUAAUAAGAAUGAAAUAAAUAUAGAUAAUUUUAUGAACUAUUAUAAUCAUGAUCACACUAAAAAAAGAGAUUAUGAAGAAAAUAAUAUAAAAAGUGAAAAAAAUUCUUGUAAAAUUUUUUUUGAAGAAAAUAUUACUGGUAAUUAUCCUAAUAGAAAUAAUUUUUUUAAUAAUGAGAAAAAUUAUAAUCGGAAUAAUAUAAAUAAUGAAAAAACAAAAAAUGUAAUAAAAAAAGAAUUACAGGAUCAAGAUUCAAGAAACAAUAAAAAAUGUGAUAUGAAUACAAAUGAUAUAUUUGAAGAUAUGUAUGAUUUAAGUGAUUUUAAUUUAUCCCUUGUUCAAAAUAUAUCUUUAUUUUCUUAUAAACUGGAUGAUGUAUGGAUAAAAAUAAUAUAUAAAAUUUUUUAUCAUAUAAUUAUUUGCUCUAUUUUGUACAAUUAUUGUUGUUCUUUUGUCACUAUAGAUAAUAUAAAAAUAAAAAACGAUGAUAUUAAAAAAUAUAUAAAUAUGAAAAUAAAUGAAAAUAAAAUAUAUAGCGAUGUUGAGAAUGACCAAUAUAUAACUAUUAAUGUAAAUAAAUUGUCAAAUGAGCAAAGAAAAAAAAUUUUUAAUUGUAUCAACUAUAUAAAGAAUGAAGAAAAAAAAAUGUUAUAUAUGUGUGCUAAUAUUGUAAUUUAUUUGAACAUUCAGAAUUUUUAUGAUUUUUUAAAUUAUUCCAUUGAUAUUUUAUUUAAAUUAUUGUUUCAGUAUCCUCAAAUAUUCUAUAUUUUUCAUUUAUUAGGUGGGUUAAGUCAUACUAGUAUGUCAUUUUGUAAAGUUUGUUUAAACUAUAUAAUUAAAAAACUAAAAAAAAUUUUACGAAUUAAAAAUGAUUUUUAUCCAUUGCAGUAUUACAACUAUAAAGUAAGAAGUAGACUAUUAAACGAUAUAUAUAAACACAAAAUUAUGUAUAAAUUACACUCUCCAUAUGAAUGCUUGUUAAAUAUAUAUGAGUCACAUAAUAAAAAAUUAAAUAGUAUGGAUUUCUCUAAUAAAAAUUUAUAUAUAGAAAAUAAAUAUAAAGAACAUGGAAAGAAUAAUAAGAAGUUUAAAAACAAUAUAAGCAAAAGGAGAUUAAGUAUAAAUCACUUUUAUGAAGAUAGAAAAGUCACAAAAAAAAGAAAAAUUUUAGGAAAUAUAUAUAAAUAUUCUCUUAAUGAAUUUAUUAACAAACAGAAAAAAAUAAAAAAAAAAGUUAAAAAAAAAAAUCAAAGAAUGUUAAUAUCUUUCCCCAAAAGUAUUUCUUUAGAUAAUCACACAUUUUUUAAUGAAAAUUAUCCCACAUGUUAUUUAAAAAAUGAUAAAAAAAGAAAAAAUUUCAAUAAAUUUUACAUGUGGACAGACUAUUUUGAUUUUAAUAUAUUUGAAGAAUAUGAAAAUGAAAAAAAUUCUCUGAACAAUUUUGAGAAAAAGAAAAUAUUUUACUCUUCAUUGAAUAAUGCAAAUUUAUUUAAAGAGUUAGCAUAUGAUGAAGAAAUAAAAUUUUUAAAGAAAUUGAGUACUUCAAAUAAUAAAUUUAAAUUAGAUAAUAUAAGGGAAAUAAAAAAAAAGAGGAAUACCAGAUACUUUUUUCAUAAUUUAUCAAAACAAGAAAUUAUAAAUCCAUCUAAUUUUAUAUUAAGAUAUAUUAAUAAAUUCCCCAAGAAAAAAAAAAAAAAAGUAUUAUCUUAUUUUCAUGACAAUUGUAGAAUUUUAAGUAAAUCAUUAUCAGAAGAAAAUGAUAAUAUUUUUUUAUAUAAUAAAUAUUCAUUGAAAAAUAAAUACAAAAAAUAUAAAUGUAUUUCAAAAAACAAUAUAAAAAAGGGUAAUAUCUUUCAUGAUAAUAUAAAAAUUAAAAACUUAAGAGGAAAAAAAAAAAAAAAAAAUAUUGAGUAUAAUAAUUAUAUUAACACAUAUGACUAUAUAAUUGGUUAUAAUACUCUUUCAUUAAAUAAUACUUUUAACCACUAUUUAUCUUAUAAAGAAUUAAUAAUUAAAGUGAUAUAUUUUAUUUUAAAAGUAAUAAAAUAUUACUCUAAUUAUCAUUUUCAUUUUUUAAAAGAAUUAAAAACUAUAUUUAAAGUAUGUUUUGAUAUCAUUUUAAAUGAUAACAAGUCUAUUUACCUCAUUGACAUAAUAAAGUCAAUCCUUGAAACUAUUUGUCAUAUAAAUUAUGCAAAUAAAUUAAAGAAAAAUAGUAAAGAUAAAAGUAACACAUAUUUGGUAUUCGAUAAAAUUUCACAUAAUGAUAAUUUAAAUUAUUUGAAAGAAUUAAAUGAUGAUAAAUUAAAAGAUAACUUUUUCAUAGAAAAUUAUUUAAACUUAAUAAAAGAAAAUUAUUGUAAAAGUAAGGAAAAUUUUAAUUUAAACAAGAAUGAGAACAACAAUGUUAACUUAAAUUCCUUACAAAAAAAAUUAUAUAAUUAUGAUGAUAAUCAGAAUAAUAAUGAUAAUAAUAACGAAAAUAAUAACGGUGAUAACAAUAUUUUUAAUGACAAUAAUAGAGGAUAUAAUAAUUAUAUUAACAUUGAUACAUUUGAUAUUUAUAAAAAGAAUUCAAAUGAUUUUGGUGAUAUAAAAAAUAUAAUGCAGACAAAAAGUAAUAAUAAUUUUUUUAUAUAUAAAAAUGAUAUAUCUAAUUGUUUACAUAAUAUGCAAUCAUAUUAUGAAUAUGAAAAAAAUGAAAAUGAUAUGAUCGAAUAUUUUCUAAAUUUGUUUGAAAAUGUUUACCUUGAAUCUCCAAAAUUAUUUAAAAUGCUAUUUUGUGAAUUAUGUUUAAUAUUACCAAUUAAUAAUUUUAUGAAUAAAUAUUUUCAUAUUUAUAUGAAAUCAUUAUUAAUUUGUUUAAAUUCAAAAGAUAUAAACAUGAUUAAAAUUGCCUUAAAAACAAUAGAAAAAAAUAUGAAUAAUACUAAUAAAAAUUUUAUAAAAGAUAUUAUUUCUUCUUCAUUUUUUUAUAAAAACAAUAACCCAACAAAAUCACACAUUAUUACUAAUUUAACGAAAUUAUUAAAUAAAAAAAUAUAUUUUCAAUUUAAUUUUAAUAAUAUUUAUGAACAAAAGUAUUAUAUAAACGAUUUUUUUAGAAAUUCCUUUAAUAAUUUUUUUUUUAAAAAUGAUUUAGGAAACUACACAUUUCAGUCAGAAGCAGAAAUGAAUAAAUAUUUAAAGAAAAUGUAUAUUAAAAAUUUAUAUACAAUUUUAAGAAUUUAUUGCAAAUUUAUUCGAGAAAAUGAAAUAUUUAAGAAUCAGUAUUGCUAUAUGAUUAAUAAAAAAAGUUUAUACCCAUAUUUUAAAAUAGGAUUUUUUUUAAAAAAAGAAAUAAAAGAAAAUAAAAAAAGAGAAAGUAUAAAAAACACACAUAAACUUGAUAAAUCAGUAGAAAAAAUUAAUAAAAAUGAAAAUAAUAUACAGGAAUAUACAUUUUCUGUAAAUAAAGAAGGUGAAAAAACAAAAGCAAAGAGAAACUUAAAAAAAGAGAAAAUUUUAUAUUCUUAUGACGAUAAUAAUGAUAACAAAGAAAUCAAAAAUUAUUAUGAAAUUGAGAGUGAUAAUGAAAAUAAAAAUGAUAAAAAAGUGCAUGAUGAUUUCAAGCAAAGUGAUCAGGGAAUACAACUAAAAAGUGACGAUGAAAAAAAAAUCAUUAGCAACAAAGAAAAAUCUAAUAAAAGAAAAUUGCAAAAUAUUGAUAAUUUGUUUGAACCAAAAGAAAAUGGAAAAUAUAAAAACCUAAAAAAUAAUUUAAAUGCAAAUUAUAACAUAAAAGAAGAAGAUAAAUAUAAAGAAGAAAAAAAUAUUAAUGAUGACACAAAAACAAAUGAAAAUAAUGAAAAAAAAAAAAAUAAAAUUAAUACUUUGAAAAAUGAUAAAACAUUCAAUAAAAAUGAGGAAUUUGAAUUUCUUAAUGAUAAUGAAGAUAACUUUCUUUUAGGUAGUUUGAAUAAUACAAUUAUAAGUGACAAAUUUGAUGAUAUAAUACACCAUAUUGAUUUAGAGAAAACAUUAAAUUAUUGUUAUAAAAUAUUAAAAAAUUCUAUAAAAUAUAAUAAAUCAAAAUACUUGUAUCAUCAUAGGAAAAUAAUAAAAAAAAAUUUAAAAAGAAAGAUUCUUAUUAAAAAAAAAAUUACAAUAAAAAAAAAGAGAGAGAAACAAAAUUUUCAAAUUUUUCAUUUUGAUGAUUUAAGUAUUUUUAAGAAGAGGAAAAUAGAUGAAACUAGAGAUAAAAGAAAAAAAAUCAAGUUGAAUAAUAUUUCAAAUAAGAAAGAUAAUGAUCUUGUGUGUAAUAACAAUUCUUUUUAUUUAGAGAAUGACAAUAAUUUUAAAACAAACUAUGUUAAAAAUUCAGAAAAUGAAUAUGUGGUAAAUAAGGAAGUAAAUAAUGAUAGUAGAAUUUCAAUAAAAAAUCAUUAUAAUUAUCAUAGUUGCAAAGAAAAAAGUAAUAGCAUAUUUAACAAAAAAAAAAUAUAUUUAAAGGAGAAGAAUUAUUUUAAUGAAUUUAAUAAAUUUAUUAAAAAUAAUGAAAUUAAAUAUUUUGAGAAAAGUGACUUAUGUUUUAAAUGUAUUAAUAAAAAUCAAAGAAUUAAUUGCUAUAGGAUAAUUAUUACUAUAUUUGUUUUUAUUUUCAAUCAUUCUAAUUGUAUAUCAGAAUUUUAUAUAUAUAUGAUUAAGGUUGCAUCAAUGAAUAAAGAUUUUAAAAUUUAUAAAAAUAACAAUAAUAAUGAUAAUAAUAAUAAUAAUAGAAGUAGUAAUAAUAAUAAUAUUAAUAGUAGUAGUAGUAAUAAUAAUAAUAAUAACAGUAAUAAUAAUAAUGAUAGUAAUAAUAAUAAUAGUAAUAACAGUAAUAAUAAUAAUAAUAGUAAUAAUAAUAAAAUAAAGAAUAAUAUGGAAAAAAUAAAAUUGAGAAAUGAAGGAAAUAUGAACCAUUUAGAAAACACUCCAUCUAAAAAAAUAUUUGAAAAAUAUAAUGAAAAUGCAUCUAUGUCUAAAUAUUAUACAAAUAUAUUUAAAGAAAGAGAAUACGAUAAUAUUACAAAUAAGGAAAAAAAGUAUACUUUUAAAACGUGUAGUUGCAACAAAUAUUUAUAUAAGUAUUCUUUUAUUUAUAAAGAAGAUCAUAGUAAUUUUUUAAAAAAAUUGAUGUACUGUUUUCUAAUAAUGCUAGUUGAAAUAAAUCAAGAAAAAGAAAAUAAGAAAAGAAAAAAUGUGAACAAAAGUAAAAGUAUUUGUAAAAAUAACAUAUGGAAGGAAAAAUUAAGAGAGAUAGUUAAAUACAUUAUUAGAAGAAUGUCUUUGAUACUAUCGAACAGAUUUAUUCUAUCUAAAAAUGAGAAUUUUAUUUAUAUAAAAAAUCAUAAUAAUGAAAUAGAUGUAUCUUUAUUUAUAUUUACGUUUUGUAAUUUAAUAGAUUUUCAUCCAUAUUUUAUUGAAAGUAGUAUACAAGGUUUGAAUUUUAUGCAGAAAAUUUUAAAAACAAUUUUAAAAAUACAACCAUUAAAAAUUCAAAAAUGUAUGAAAUCUUUCUUUUUUUCAAAUUUAUGCUCUUCUAUAUGUAAUAUAUGCAAUAAUUAUAAAAUAAAAAAGAAAAUAUUUGGCUUAUUAUUAUUUAUAAAAGUCAUCAAAAUUUUACAUCCACACUGGGUAAAAUUUAAUAUAUAUCAUAUUAUUCAUACAUUGAUAACUUGUUUUGAAAAAUCAAAAUUGAAAUAUUUUAGAAUUAUACAAUUAUUAAUUGAGGAAUGCUUUUCUUUAGCGAUUUCUUCUUUGUUUAUUGGAUAUGUGGGAGAAAUAAAUUCGUAUGUUUUAAAUGAGAUGGAUUCAUUAAACAAAACAUAUAUGGAUGAAAUAACUAAUUCUUAUAAAAUGGAUAAUAUAAUUGAUAGAAAUACUUUAAAAAUAAUGGGAUCUAGAGAACAAAAUAAAAUUAUAAAAUUGAAACAGAAUAUAGAAAAAAUAAGAAAUUUUUUUAAUAACAAUGAAAAGGAAAAAUGUAAUAUUGAAUCUAAUGAAGAUAAUAAUAAUAAUAUAAAAGAUAAAAGAUACAUAAAGGAUAAACACUUUUGGUACAAUAGAGAUGAAAUAUAUACGUGGGAUAUACUAACAUUAAAAGAAAAAAAUAAAAGAAAAACGAAAGAUAUAUUAAAAAUGAAUAGAAUAUUAUUCAACAUUUUAAAAAUAUAUAUUCACAAUUUAAAUAAAGAGGAGGAAUAUAAUAGACUUUUUAUAAAAAAAUCAUUUAUAAUACUAGCAAAAAUUUUAAGAACUAAUAUAAAAGAUUUAUUAAUGCAUAAAUAUUCAUUGAAAAAUGAAAUAUGCUUACUGAGUUUAUUGAUCAAAUAUUUUUCUAUAUCUAAUUUUUUGUCAUUUUCAUUUAAACUUAAAGUUUCUUAUUUAGAUUUUUUGUGUUUUUUUUUAUCACAAAAACCAUAUAUUAAAUUUGAUACAACAUUUAUUGCUAAUUUAAUUAAUGUUAUAAUAAAUAUUAUUGAAAAUUUAGAUAAAAAGAAGGAAAAAUAUAAAUUUGUAGAUUAUAUCUUGAAUGACAAUAUACAAAGCACUCCAUUUAAUAAUAAUAUAUAUUUAGACCAGCAUAGCAAAACAAAUUUUAAUUUUAUUUUUAGUAAGAGAAGAAAUUUUUUUUCAGAAAAAAUUCCAUAUGAUGGAAAACAUAAUAACAUAAAUAAUUUAAAUGACAAUUUAAAAUUGUUUGAAAACAUAUAUAUGAAAGAAAAAAAAAAUAUUUUUUAUAACCAAAUAUAUGAUAUAAAUAAUAAUGAAUAUUCUCCUAAUAUCGAUUCCCUGAAUGAACAAAAAAAUAAAGAUUUAUUUAAUUUAUAUCAGAAAAUUUUAAAAAAAAAGUGUGUGAACUAUUUUACAAAUAAUGGUCAUAAUUUCACUGAAACUGAAGAAAUGAAGAAUUUUAAAAAUAAAGAUUGUAACAAAAAUAUAUUUUCUAAUAAUAUAAAAAAUUUGUUAAUUAAUCAAAAUGAAUAUAUAGAUAACAAUUAUAACACAUUUGAGAAUAAUAAAAAUUUCCCAAUCAAUUUUAGUGAAGAAGAUGAAAUGAAAAAUAUUCCAAAUUCUUAUUUUUAUAUGUAUUUUGAAGAUAAGUUAGAUAUCUCAACUAAUAAGAAUGAAAAUGUGAUUAACCAAAAUAAUAAUGAAAAUAAUAAUGAGAACUUUUAUUACCAUAAUAUAAAUGUAUGUGAUAAUUUUUUAAUGAAUUACAACAACGAAAAUAAUAAAAGUGAAUGUAAUGAUAGUAUAAAUGAAAAUAAAUCAAGUGUAAAUGAAGAAAUAUUAAUAAAUAAUAAUAAGGAAAAUAAUAGCAGUAUAACUAAUAAAAAUGAAAAUAAUGAUAAUAACAAUAUCAAUAAUAAUAAUGAAGAAAAUUUAACUGAAUAUAAAAAUUUUAUGAUGAACACAUUGAAUAAUGAAAAAAUAUUAGAAAAUAAUAUAAUAAAUAAAGAUAUUAAUGAAACAGUAAAUUAUGAAUUUUCGUUGGAAGAGAAAGAACAAAAUAAAAAUAGAAAAUUACUGGAAAAAAGUUCAUUUAAUUCAUCACAUAAAUUUGAUUAUAACAUAAAUUAUAAUUUAAUCAGUAGUAAUAUAACUAUUAAUGAUGAAAAGUAUAAUUCAAUUCAUAAAAACGAAGAUAAAGAAUUAGAUAUAAACGGUCUAAAUUUGUCCAAUGAAAAUGAUAUAACUAAUAUAUAUAACGAUUAUAAUAAAGAUAUAAAAAACAAUAUAAAUUAUUUAAGUGGUUUGAACAUUUAUAAUAUAGAAAAAGAAAAAAUAAAUCUUAAAUACAAAAAAACAUUUGCAGAUAAAAAAAAUAAGAGUAAAAAUGUUGAAUACACAGAUUUUGACUGUAAAAAUGAUUUAAAAAAAAAUAUAAAAGAAGAAAAUAUUAAUUUUUUUCUAUAUGCGAUGAUAUUUUUUAAAAUAUGCUUUACACAUCCAUUAUAUAAACAUUUUUUAUCUACGAUAAAUGUAAAAAUUAAUAAAAAAAGUACAUCAUUAUAUAAUCGUUGUAUUCAAACUCUUAUGAAUUUUUUAUUUAGAAAAGAAAAAGAGCUAUGCAUUCAAGCAGAACAUACUUUGCAAUAUAUAAUUUUUAUCAAUGAACAAGAGAGAGGUGCAAAAAAAAAUGAAAAUAAGAAUAUAAUAUGGAAAGAAGGAAAUAUAUAUAAUUUAAUGAAAAAAAAUGUACUCAAUUUUAAGGAAACAGAUGAGAAAAAGAAAACCUUAUCAUAUUAUAUUAAUAAUAGUAUAAAAGGAAAUAAUAUAUCUAUGAAUAGAAAUAAUUCAAGAAAUGUUGGUAAGAUUAAUGAUAUGAAAUUCAUGAAUUUUAAUAGGACAAUUGCAAGGAUCUCAAAAAUAAAUAAAAAAGAUUUAAAAUCAUAUUUAAAAUCUAUCUUAUUUAAUUUAUCAUAUGUUUUAAAAAAUAAAUCUUUUAUUUUGAAGAAAAAUUUUAUUACUGGUCUUAGUAAAAUAUAUUGUUUAUUUCCUCAUCUUUUUUCUUCCUUUUUAAUAGAAGCAUUUAUUAAAUAUAUAAAAUUAUUCCAUGAAAAAAGCACAUGUUAUAAAAUGUGUUAUAAAAACGUAGAACAAGUAAUGAUAAUAUUUUGUAAAUUUUUUUCUAUACCUAAAUUAUCAUACAAGCAAUUUGCAGAAAUAACUGAUCUAUUAUUAGAUGAGUAUCAUAAUAAUAGAAAAGGGAAUAAUAUUUCUAUAAAAUGUUCGGAUAUAAUAGAUAGUAAAAGUGAGAAUCAAAAAAACAAGUUAAACUUUAUAGAUAAUAAUAAUACUACUAAUAAUUAUUUUUUAGAAAAAAAUAAAAUAAAUACACAGAAAAACUCAAGUAUUAAUACAAUUUUUAUACAGAGAAAUUUAAAUAAAAAUAAUAAUGGAAAUAAUAUUGAUGAUUUAGAAAAGAAGAAUAAUAUAGAUAAUGUAAAUAGUUUUAAUGAAGAUAUAAAUUUAUUAAAUGAAAACAAAUUACUUGAAAAUUAUAUUACAUUUAAUUAUAAUGAGAUAUAUUUAAGUAAUUUUUAUAUGUAUAGCUUAAGUAUGUUAUGUAAUAAAAAUUAUGAACACUCUUUUAAAUAUUUUUUAAAUAAUAGAAACAAUAAUAAAAUAUUUUUUUGUUUCUUAUCUCUACUGAACUUAAAAUAUUUAAGUGGAUUCAGAAAAUAUAUUUUUAAAAAAUUUAAUAUACUUAUUAACAUACUUUUAAGAUAUAUAUCUAACUUUUCUUAUAACAUAAUUUUAUAUUAUAUUUUUAGUAUUAAUAUUAUUGAUAUACAAAAUGAAGAUUUAAAUCAAAUUACUACAUAUGAUUAUACUAAAUUUAUGAAAUUUGUUGAUAAAAAUAUAGAAAACGAUUUAAAAAAAAAAAGUCUUUUAGAUAUUAAAAACAAUUUAAAUAAUUUUUGGGACGAAUUAAAUAAAAUGAGAAAAUAUGAGAAUAAUUAUUUAAAUCAAUUUAAUAAUAUCCCUCUUUUUACUAAUAAUACAUUUGUAUGCAAUUUAUUAAAUAUUAUAAACAUAAUUCACGCAAUAUUAAAAUAUGAGCCUUCAUACAUUUUUCUGAAUUUUUAUGAAGAACGAAUUAAUAAAAAUAAAGUUUGUAUAAUAGAAAUAUUAUAUAUUUGUUUAAGUUAUUUAAUUAGUCAAUAUUUAUCUAUGAAAAAUUGUGACUUUAUUUUAUUUUUAAAGAAGAACGAAUGCAAAAAAUGUGUUAAAAUUUUUAUAAUUUUCUUUCAUUUUAGUAGAAGUUUACUAAAAUAUGUUAGAAAUAACUCAUGGGAUGAACAAAAAUAUAACUAUAAUAUUGAUAUAAGAGCAAAUGAAGAGUUAAAAAACCAUUUCUUAAAUACUUUUAAAAAUGAAAAAAUACAUAAUGAAAAAAAACAUGAGAAUAAGAACAAUAUAACAUUUAAAGAUCUGAAAUAUAAUCAUCACUUAUUUUAUUUUAGAACAAAUAUAUUUAUUAUAUUAAAUUUUAUUAUAAUUAUAAGUAGAGAAACAGAUUAUAGUUAUUUACAUAAGUUUUUCAAAAAGUAUGCAACAAAAAGUUUAACUUUUAGAGAAAAAAGAUUUAUAUUUUUCACUAUUAUUAAUAUUACUAAGAAUUUUAAAUUAUCUCAUAAAGAAUUUUAUAAUACUUCAGUAAAAUUUUUAAUUAUCCCAAUUUUAAAGGAAUAUAUUAAUAAAAAAAAAAAUAUAAAAUAUAUUAAAUUUCAAAAUGAGGAUUAUAAAAUAAAUAAUAUGUAUGAAAAUAAUAAUAAUAAUUUUUAUUUAAAUAAUAAUAAAAUUUUCUUAAAUCUACAUUCAAAAAUAUUUUCUCAAUCAGACAUUAACCAUAAUUAUAAUAUAAAAGAAAAUACUAAUAAUAGUAAUAAUGACAUAAAUAAUAAGAUUAAUUUUAAUAAUAGAACUAAUAAUGAUAAUAAUGAAAAUAUUUCAAGAAAUAAUAAUGGAAAUAUUUCAAGAAAUAAUAAUGGAAAUAUUUCAAGAAAUAAUAAUGGAAAUAUUUCAAGAAAUCAUAAUGAAAAUAUUUCAAGAAAUAAUAAUGAAAAUAAUGGUAUCAAUAAUUAUAAUGAAUAUAAUGAUAAUAUGAAUAAAAAAACAGAACAAAAUAUAAAUUCAAUGUAUAACAAUAAUUUUUCAAAUAUAGUUAACGGUAAAAUUUAUAUAUCGGUUAGAAAUUUGCAUAAUAGUUUAUUUAUAUAUAGUUUAAAUGAUAAUGCAAAUCCUUCUAAUGGAUCUAAUGAUUAUUGUUUAUUUAAUUUAUCUCUAUAUAAGGAAAAAGAUUACUUGAGGGAUUUCCCUUUUUAUAAUCAUGAUUUAUUUAUGAAUAUUUAUGAAGUUAUUUAUUCUAUGAAGAUAUUGUUAGAAUUUAAUUGUAAUUAUACAAAAACAAUAAUAAAUAAGUUAGUUAUAUGCAGUUUUUUUAUAGAUAUAGUGAGAAAACUGAAUAACAAAGAAAGUAAAUUCUUAUUAUUUACAUACUUAAGAAAAGUAAAUAACCAUUAUAUUUCUUUUCCUUUUGAAUAUAUAAAACAGUUAUGUAUUCAUAAUAUAAUUAAUAUUUAUAAAUAUUAUUUUCAUAAUAAUAUAAAUGAUUUGAAAAAUAUAUUUCAUUAUUUAAUGUCUUCUCAUAAAAAUGAAGAAAUUAAUUUAUUAAAAACGAACUUGGAAGAAUUAACAAAAAUAAUUGCUUUAAGAGUUAAACAGAAUAAUAAAAUUUCCUAUAAAAGUAAGAUAUGGAAAUGCUACAUAAAAAAAAAUUAUAUGAAUUAUUUUUAUUUUAACAAUUUUAGUUGGAAUGAUAUAGUAAGUAAUAAUGAAAAAAAUGCAUUGCAUUGUUACAACGAUGAUUUCAUAAAUGAUUUUGAUAAUAUACAGAAUUUCAAUUAUUUCAACAAAAAAAAUAAUAUAGAAAAUUUUAAUUUUCUUGAUUAUAAAACUAUUAUUUUAGACUAUUUUAAAAAAGAAAAAAAUCCAUUUAACAAAAUACAUAUAUUAGAAAUUAUUUUAAAACAUAAAUAUAAUUUUUUUAAUAUAUAUCCAUAUGCAAUAGCACAUAUUUUUAAAAUUUUAAAAAGUUUUUCAAAUAGUUCAUAUAUAAAUAAGAAGAAAAAACAUUUCAUAAUUUUUUCCUUAAAUGAGAUAUUCUCAUUAAUAAAAUUUAAUAUAUUUUGUAAUUGUGUUCUUAGUAUGUUUACUUUAAAUAAUAAUAAAAUUGUUAUAAAAAAAUUUAAUACUGCAAAUAUAGAAUCAAAUAAAUUGGAAACAUUUUCUUCAGAAAGUAGGAUUUCUUCUGAAAUUGAAGGUAGUAAUAAUAAAAAACUCCAUUGCAAAAGUGAUAUGAUAAAAAAUGAAAAUACUAUUAUUCUUAAUAAUGAAAAUAUAAUUUCCCUUAGUGAACAUGAAAAGCAAAUAUAUAGAAAGGAUACUUCUUUUAAAAAAAACUGUCACAAUAAAAAUAAAAUAUUUAUUGAAUUGGAAAACAAACUUUAUAACUAUUUUUUAAAAACUAGAAAUGAUGAUAUUAGACAAGUUUUUUAUAUAGGUAUAGUAAAUGUAAUUAAGAAAUAUAAACACAUAUAUGUUAAUUAUAAUAUUUUAAAUGAGUUAAGUAAUUUAAUAAUUUCUUCUUUAAUAAAGAAUAGUCAUAAACUAUAUAUGAAUAAUAUAACAAAUAAGAUUCUUGUUAUUCUUGAAGAUAUAUUAAGAAUUAAGAAUAAUAUAAAAAUUAAGUAUUUAGAUAUGUAUACAACGUUGAUUUACUUUUAUUCUAUAGAUUAUAGCUAUAAAAAAAAAAAAAAAAAAAAAAAAGUUAAUAAAAAAGAUAUAGAUAAUAAUAUUUUAAAAAAUCUUUAUUUAAAUAUAGAAUCAUAUAAAUCUAAAGAAGAAAAAAAAAAUAAAGAUAGAGUAUCGGAAAAUGAUAAUCUAUCUGAUGAACGAAAACAUAAAUUAAUUAAUGAAUGCAAUAUUGACUCAAAAUUAAAAAACGUUUGUAAUACAUACGAAAAUACAAUAAGUAAUUACCAUAUAAAGAAUACUAUUGUGACAAAUAAUGUUUCAAAGAAUGCUUUUAAUUCGUUUUUGAGUAAAAAGGAAUUAUUGGGGGUGUAUAAUGGAGAUAUAUUAAAAUUGAAUGAAAAAAAUUACAUCUAUAAUGAUAUAAAUGAAGAAGAAAAAAGUACAAUUAUUAAUAAAGAUAAUAUAAAUGAAAAUUUAGUAACAAAUGAUAAUUCAAAUAAAUGUAUUAACAUUAUGAACUUAGUAAAUAAAAGCAGUGUUGUAGAAAAAGAAGAUAAAUGUGAAAACAAUAUAAAUAAAAUUGAAGAUGUAUGUAGGUUGAUGAAUAAUAAUUAUAAUAAAAGUACCAUAAAAACAAUUUAUAUGAUUUUAAAAGUACUGAUAAAAUAUGUAAAUAAAAAGAAUAUAUAUAAAAAUUUGCACAUAUUAAGUUGCAUAUUUUUUCUAUUAAUAAAUUUUAAUAAUAAUAAAAUACAACAUUCAAUUUUGAUUUUAAUAAAUCAUAUAAUUUUAUCACAUAAUUUAUAUUUUUCAAAUUUUAGUAUAUUAAAUAAAAAAAAAGAUAGUAAUAAAAAUGAAAAAAGAAAUAAGUUAUCAUAUUUCAUAUUUGAUAUUAAUUUUGAAAAAAAAGAUAAAUAUGAAAAAAUUGAAUUCUUACAUGAAAUGUUAAUUAGCUUAGCUAUUAAAGGAAUGAAGGAAUAUAAGAAGAGUCAUAAAAUUUAUUAUACUAAGAAAUUAUUCUUUAAUGUAAAAUUAAAUACAAGUAUAAGAAUCUUUGAAUUUUUUUGUCAACUUCAUAAUAAUACAAAUUAUUAUGAAGAAUUAAUUAAAUUUCUUUUACUAAAAUACUUAAGAAAACUAAAAUUAAUAGGACUUUAUUGUUUAAAAAAAAAAAAAAAAAUGAUAAGUUUAAAAAGAUUAAUAUUUUUAAUGAACAUAAAUUUAUAUAUAAUGGAGAAGAAGGAUAUGUUCAACUUUUUUUGUAUAUUAAAAUAUUUUUUACAUGUGGAACAUAAAAAUUAUUAUCAUUUUGAUUUAUUUAUAUUAAAUAUUUUUGAAUAUAAUUUAACAAAAAAUUCAUCCAUUAGUAAAUAUAUAUAUUUAUAUCCAUCUGAUAUAUCUUCUGAUAAUUUGUCUUUCUCAUCGUCAUUCGGUGAUGACAAUAUGCAUAAAACAAGAACAAAAGAUAAAAUAAGAAGGAUUAUGAAUAAAUUAAAUGAUAAAAAUAAAAAAUUUGAGAUAAAAAAUUAUAUAAAAUACAUAAAUAAUUUUUUUAAUAAAAGUACAAAUUAUGUAUAUAAUUAUAAAAUCGUAAAUAGAUAUUUUUUCUCAAAAGAUAGAGUACUAUAUGAAAAUAGAAGGAAAAACGAAUUAAGAAAUAAAACAUUUAUAAAAGAUCAUAAUGAAGAAAUAAAAAAAGAAUUAAAUAUGAACUUAAUUGGAAAAAAAAAUGAAAAAUAUACAAAUGGCAAUAUAUGUAAAAAGGAAAAUAUUAAAAAUUUAGAAGAAAAUGAUAAGGUGAAAAUAUCUCUGAAUAAAGAAGAUAAAGCUUUUCAUGAAAAUUAUAAAAAAAAUUGCUUACAGGAGAAUAUUAAUGAUUGCAAAAUAUCAAAAAGGAAAAUAAAAAAAAAAUAUAGUAAAAGAAUAAAAUUUUACGAUUAUAUAUUUGAAGAAAAUAUAAUUGAAGAAAUCUUAUGCCAAGAUAUAUUUUUAAAUAAGAAAAAAAAAUUAAAAAAAUUAUAUAAGCAAAAUGAGAAUUUCAAUAUAAAUUUAUCAUCAAAAGAAAAAGCUGACAUCAUCAAAGAUUUAAUACUUUUUGAUUACUCUGAUGAUUAUAUGUGUUAUGUAAAAUAUUAUGAUAUAUUAUUAUAUUUUAUUAAAGAAGAAAAAGAGAAAUAUGCUAAAACUUAUAAUUUUAUUGAAAUAAAAAGCACUUUUUUGAAUAUUUUAUUACCAAAUAUUUUGAGAGGAACCUUUUCUUUUAUUCCAAAAAUAAAAUACACAUGCACACAUAUUUUUCAAAAAUAUUUUUUAUGUAAAGAUAUUUUUCAAUCUAUUUGUUUUUUGUUCAAUAAUGAUUAUUUUAGACAUAUUAUUGAUAAAUAUUUCAUAUCACUUUUCUUAAAUAUUUUAUUUUCCUUUUUUAAACAGAAUAUUGACACCUAUGCUUGUUUAAAAAAUAAAACACAAUCUCUUAUUCCAUUUUUAUGUAAGACGAAAACAAAAAGAGAAAUAAGUCAUGGAUAUAAUAAGAAUGAAGAAAAUAGUAAAACAAAAAUAAAUUAUAAUAAAAGUACUAAAAAUAAAAAUAAAAUAAUUAACGUAGAAAAUUAUAAUAGUGAUUUUAUUACAUGGGAAUUUUAUUUGACGAAAUAUUGUAAUGAACAGCAUAACUUUUUAAAACAGUGUAAACAAAAAAUAAUUAAAGCUAAAUAUUUAUUUAAACCUAUAUUAAGUUUAGUUAACAUUUUCAAAAAAUAUUCCAGAUGUAUGUGGAUAGAAUUAUUUUCGCAGUUUUUCAAAUGUUUAUCUAAUGAACAGAUUAAACAAUUGAAUUUUUGCAUUGUAAAAUUUUUAUAUAAUUACAUUAAUAUUCAAGAAUCUUAUACAAAUAAUUACAAAUAUACAAAUUCACAAAAAAAAAAAAAUUCUUUUAUAAAUAAUAUAAACUAUGAAAAUAAAUUGUACCAAAAUAAUGUAUAUGCAAAUGAUUCUAACAUUAAUGUAUUAGAAACAUUAUUAACAUCAUUAUUUAAAUUAAAUCUUAUGUUAUUUAUACCAACAGAAAUUAUUUUUUAUUGUGCUAAAAAAUUUUGUACUUACGAAAUAUCAAAAUAUAUGUUGCAAAUAUUAUUAUAUCAAAACUUAAAAGAAAUAAAAAAAUCUGAAGUAAAUGAAGAAACUGAAAAUAAGAAAGAUGAUAAGCUAUCGUUAAAUAUAAAGAAGUGUAGUAAUAUUAAUAAUGUAAAGAUAAUAAAAAAGAACUACGAUAAUUACAAACAAAUUAUUAAUUUUUUAAUUGAAAUCAGCAGUGAAUUAAAAGAAUAUGACAGUAUUUAUGCAUUAAAAAAAUAUUUACUGAAAAAUGAUGAAUUAUCAAAAUCUUUAUUUUAUAAUCAUUAUAAUUUAUUUUACAAAAAUGAAUAUUCUUAUCUUAAACAUUUCGUUGAUUACGAAAAAUUUCAUUUAACUAAAGAAGAAAUAAAUAUAAAUAAAAGCAAUUGGAUAAAAAGUUUAAAAUAUUUUAAUAAAAUAUCUUGUAUUGAAAAUUAUAUGCAAUUAAUUGAUUUGAAGGAAAGAAAAAAAUACUCUUCUAUUCCUUUGAGAAACAGAAAAUGUAUAUUAUUUUCGAAUAUUGAAAAAGAAGAUACUUUUUCUUUUAAUUGCAACUUUGAAUCAUUAAAAAGUAACUACUUGAACAAUUUAAAUAAUAUAUAUUACUUACUAAAUGAUAAUUUAAAAUAUAUACAUAAAGAAGAUGAGACAAAAUAUGUGAAUAAGGAAAGAGAUGAAAGAAAAAACGAAAUACAUUCAAAAUCAUCAAAAGAAGAACGAUAUAUUAAAGAUGAAUUAGAAAAGUAUCAAAAAAAAGAAGAAAUUUACAAUACAAAAAAAAAUAAUUCUACAGAUAACAAAGAAACAAAUGAUAAUGAUAAUUUAAAUAAUUUAUAUUAUCAUAAAAAGAUACAUACAAUUCAAAGAACAAUUAACAUAAAUGAUGAUCAAAAUGAUUCAAAAUCUAAUAAUUCUAGAGUAGUUAAAAAUUAUAAUGAAAAUAAUAUUUACAAUGGUAGUAUAAAUGAUGAUGAUAAUAAUAGUGUUAUUUAUAAGAAAAGUAAAAAUUCUAUUAAUGAAAAUUAUAAAUAUUGUAAUAAUAUGGAAUAUAUAAAUGAUAUAAAUAUAUUAAAAAAUAUAAAUGACGAUAUAAAUUAUAAUAUUUGUUGUAAUGCACAUUUAUACUUAGAAAAAUUAAUUGAAGAGUUGAAAGAAAAUAACAAUACAUUUACAAAAAAUAUGUAUAUUCAAGAAAUAAAGGAAAACAUUGAUGACGAGAAAAAAGAAAAUAAUGAAAUAAAUAUCAAGAAAAAUGAAAUAAAAAAAAUUAAUUAUGAUUAUGAAAUAUUUUUAAAUGAAGGAAAUAAUGUUUUAAAUAUGUUUAAUGGAAAAAAUAAUUCUUUUCUCGUUGAAAAACUAAGAUUUGACUUUAAAAAGAAACAUAUUAAAGCAAUUAAAGAUAACAUAAGUAAUGGAAUGGAUUUAUUACUUGAAAGAUUUAGGCAGUUACGCAAAUACAAAAAUAGUAAUUUUGAAGCUCUAUUUUUACAUGCAGAAUUAUUUGAAUAUGCACAAAUAAGUAUAGAAAUUAUAAAAGAAUACUCCUUGAAAACAAAGCAAAAAAAAAAAGAAGAAAAAGUAGUGAGUUUUAUAAACUUAUUAAAUAAUUUAUAUAAUAUUUUCAGUAAGGAUAAAUCAUUUUGUUCUUAUAAUGAUAUUUAUGACUUGAAAUAUAUAUGUUCAUGGAAGCUUUUAUUUUUAAAAAUCAUGAAAACUUUUAUUGGUAACUAUGAUUUUUUGUCUAUUUCGAAGAAUUCUGAUACAUAUGACUGCAAAGAGAACAAAACUUACAAUUUAUUAAACAUAGUAAAAAAUAUGAGAAAAAUGAAUAACAUAUCUUAUUAUUAUUUUGAUAAAAUAUAUGAAAACUUUGAAAAUUAUAAAAAUAAUAAGUUAAACACAGAAGAAAAUUACAUCUUAAACAUAGAAAUAAUAAAGAUAAAUUUAAAGAAUUUAAUUAAUAGCAACAUAUCUGUCAAUGAAAGUAAUAUAACAAAUAAUUUUAUUGAAAAAUACAACACAUAUGAAGAAAAUGAAAUAAAUAAUAAAAAAAAUUCAUUUAAAAAAGAAAAAAAUGCAAAAAUAACUUUUGAUGAAAAUUAUUUGUAUAUAACAAAUAUGGAAAAUCAAUAUUUUAAUAUAUGUAUCAACUUAAAAAAAUUAAAAAAAAAUAAAUUUCUUCAUAAAGUUAUACGAAAACUAAAAUGCUAUGUUAAUUCUUUAAAUAUAAUUAAUACAUUUAAUUUUGAUUCACUACCAAUGGCUGGCUAUGAAAAAUUUAGAAGUAAAUUUUUUUACAUAAAAGGAAAAAUAUUAUGUGACUUAAAUAAAAUAGUUUUAUUUUUGUAUAGAAAUAAUUUUAUAGAAAAAAAUAACAAAAAAAAUUGCAAUUAUUGUAAAUACAUGCAUAAAGAUUAUACAAAAAAAGAUGAGAGUGAUAAUAGUAGAAGUGUGAAAGAUGAUAUUCAGGAUAAAAACUUUUUGAAUAAAAAUAAUGAACGUAAUAAUUAUGUGUUAAAAGAUAAAGAAGAAAAUAAUGAUAAAAAAAUAAAAAAAAAAAAUGAAAAAGUUAAUAAUAGUUUUAAUGAAAAAAUAGAAGAGAAAUAUACUGAGAAAAACGUGAAAAGAAAAAAUAGAAAUAAUAAUAAAAGUAUGUUUCAUAAUGAAAGUAUAGAAGGAAAUGAAAAAAGAAAUAUAGAAACAAAAGAAAAUAAAUUAUGUGAUAAUGAUAAAGAAAAGAAUAGUAAUAUUUUACAGAAAAAUAAAAAUAAGAGAGAAAAUAAAAAAAAAAUUAAUAUAAAUAAUUCAGAAUUUAUUUGUAAAUGUAAUAACAAGAAAUAUAAGCUUUUUGAUGGAAGUAUAAUCGAAGAAUGUUUUCUUUCUUCCUUAAAAAUAUAUCCAUUUGAAAACAAUUCAUGGCUUUUAUGGGGCAAUUAUUGCAAUAAAUUAUUUAAAGAAAACAAAAAUAUUUCUUUAUGUUUAAGUUCUAUAAUAUCUUAUUUAAUAUAUUCUAGUUUAAAUAUAAAUAAAGGAUAUUAUUAUCUAAGUAAUGUAUUCUACAUGUUAAAUUUUGCUACAAAAGAUAAUUCUUUAUUUCAAGUUUUUAAUAAAUAUAACGAUAAUAUCUCACCAAAUUUAUGGCUAUUUUAUUUACCCUUUUUAAUGAACAACAUAAAUAUAAACCAGAAAAAUUAUAUAUAUUUUCAUAAAAUUUUAUACAUUUUAAUGAGCAAAUUCCCACAAGACAUAUUUUAUGAUUUUAGGUCUAUUAAUAUAGAUAGAAAAGAUAAAUUGUAUUAUUUGAAAGAGAUAAAUAAGGAAAAGGGAAAGAAAGCCAAUUCAUCUAUAUUGAAAAAUAACUUAUACCUUUCGAAUAAUAAAAAUAAUAAUAAGAACACAUUAGAAUUUGAGAACAUAAUAAUGAAAAAUGAUAUAAACAAUGAAAAUGCUGAAAAUAUUAGAAAUAAUACUGAAAAAACAAUUUAUAGUCACAUUGAAAAGGAAAAUAAUAAUGAUAUUAAUAAAAGUGAUUUUUUAAUUGAAAAUGAUGAUAAGAGCAAAAUAGAAAAUUUGAAUGCAGAAAAUUUUAAUUUACAAAAUAAUACUAUAAAUGAAACUAAAAUAAAAUCAAAUAAGAAUAAUAAAUGCAAAAGUGAUGUUGAUUCUUUAAAGUGCUCAGAUAAUUGUAAUAAAAAUACCUAUCAAUCUUUGAAUAUAUUUGAAGAUUCUUUUGAUCAAUUAAUAAAUGUAUUUAAAUGUAAAUAUUCUGACAUUUAUAUGUCACUAGAUUAUAUGUGUAACGAAAUUUUAAAUUACACAAGAUUUCAAGCCUAUGAUGAAACAUUUUAUUUUAUAAAUAAACUAUUUAAUCAGUGUAUAGAGUUACCAUAUUCUCAAAUACAUAUCUCAAAAAUGAUGCAAAAUUUUACUGAAAAUAUCAUUUAUAAAAGAUAUAAAACAAAAUUAAAAAAAAAAUACAUAUCUAGCGAAAAAUAUAAAAGAGUUAUUAAAAAUAUGCAUAUGUUUUGGGAUGAAUUUAAAAAGGAUAUUGAAUUUUUAAAAAAAAACAAUUAUAUUGAAAAAAUUCUAGAUGAGAAAAAAAAUUAUGUAAGUUCAAAUUUUCAUGAUAAUAUAACAAAUAAAGAAAAAAAUGAUACGAAAGUAUUAAAUGAUUCUUAUUUAAAAAAUAAUUCUAAUAAUUAUUUCUUUUCAUUAUCUCAAUUUACAAAUAUAGUUAAAAAAUGGAAAGAUAUAUUAUAUAUAAUAUUAUAUUCCUUAAAGGAAAAUCAAUUUUUAGAAGAUUUUUCUUUUUCUUUAUGUGGUAUGUUUUCAAAGUUGAAUAUUAAAGUUGAGCUACCAGGACAAAGAUUAAAAUACAUUGGAGAAUUUUUAAAUUAUCAUUGUAAUUUAAAUUUAUUUGCUCCUGUUAAUAUAAUUAAUCUAAAUUCUUUUAUUCUAACGAGUGUUCGAAACAAUUAUAGUCUUAAUAAAAUUAGUUUUUUUACAGAUGACGGAAAUAUUUAUUAUUAUAUUAUGCAACCAUGUAAUUUUAUCCGUUAUAAAUCAGAACAUAAAUUUAUGUUAUUUCAAAUAUUGUUAAAUAAUAUUAUGUUUAAAUUUUUACAAACAAAAGAAAGAGGAUUAUCAUUAAAAAUAAAUGUUCAUACUCCUUUACACCCAUCUUUUAGAUUGAUGGAUGAUUCUAUUGAUAAUAUUACUCUUGAGGAACUUUAUAAUGAUUAUAUAUUAGUGAUGAAAAAUGAAAAAUUUUCAUUAGAUAGUGUUUUAUUAUAUCACAGAGAUUUAAUUAAAAGUUCUAUACGCAAACGUUUAUUAAAGAAAAUUGAAUCUUUAAUAAUAGAAAAUCAAGAAGAAAAUGAAAUAAAAAUUAGUCCUAUAAAAAAAGAUGAAACAAAAAAUGCAUCAAAAAAAAAUAACAAUGAGGAAAUUAUUAAAAAUAAGGGAAAUGCAAUGAAAGAUACAUUGUUAAGAAAAAACAUAUGUGUAAAUAAUAAAGAUUUAAAAAAUAUAACUAGCCAUAGUUUGACUUCAUGUAAAAAUAAUGAAAGUAUAAAGAAUACAACUAAUAUUAAUUGGGAUUCUUUAUCUUUUGAAGAAUUAAUAAUCCACUUAAGUGAUAAAAAAUGGUUUUAUAAGUACUUUAAGAAGUGUGAAAAGGAGUGUUUGAGAAUACAUUUUAAAGAUAUUUGUAAAAUUGUUCCAAAGAAUAUAAUGAGAAAUUAUUUUUAUUUUCUGCAUGAUAACUUAGAGAGUUAUUAUAUUUUGAAUACUCAAUUUAUUAAAAGUUAUUCUGUAUUAUGUAUGUUAAAUUAUAUAUUUUUUCAGUUAAAUACCUCCUUAAAUAAAAUAAUAUUAUCUAAAUUUUCAGGAAGAACUAUAUAUUUGGAAGGAAAACCAUUAUAUAAUGAUUUAACAAUCAAAAAAGAAGUAUAUAAAAACAUACCUUUUAGAUUAACAAGAAAUAUUCAACAUUUUAUUGGUUUUCAAGGAAUACAUGGAAAUUUACCAUCGUGUUUUUACUCCGCAAUUAUGGCAAUAAAAAAAAAAACAAAAUAUAUAAAAAAUUUUUUAAAUCUAGCUAUUUCUGAUGAUUUUAUAUCUUUACAUAUUUAUAAAAAAAAUCGUAGCGUCUUGCAAACAAAAAUAAAUGAAAAAGGAGAAGAUAAAAUAAAUUCCUACAUAAAAUCUUUUUAUGUAGAAGAUUUUGAAAAAAAAAAUAUAUUAAGGAAUGCUGAAAAUUAUGUGAAUAAUAUAUUUUGUAGAAUUCUUUGUUUAUAUAAAAAUGGAUUUGAAAAAAAAAAUGACAGUUCAUCAAAAACAAAAAAAAAAAAAAAAAAAAUAGAAGUAAAUUUUUAUGAAUAUUGCUCAGACAUACAAGAUAUAUCAUUAUCAGAAUUAUCAUCAGACAGCGAUUCAGAAUAUAAAAAAUUGAAUGUAGAUAUAAAUUCGCAAAAAGUGAAAAAAAAAAAUGAAAAUCAAAUAAAAAAAGAAAUUGAUAUGCAACUUAAGUUAUUAAUUCAGGAAAGUAAAACUAGUAAAAAUUUUAAAAGUUUAGUAAAAAAGGAUGGUACAAUGGAUAACAGAAGAAAAUGUGAUAGUGAGAAUACACAAACAAUUGGAAGACAGUUAACAAAUGAUACAUCAUUCAAUUUUUUAUAUGGAUUAAAGAAUGAGGAAAUGAAUAACAUAAUCAAGGAAAAAAGUAAUUACUACAACGAUAAAGAAAAAGAAAUCAACAAAGAAUGUUAUGAAAUACAAACACAAGAAGAACAAUUACAAAAACAAGUACAACAAUUACUGCAACAAAAGAUGUUACAACAAAUGCAGAAUAAACAAAGUAAAUAUAAUAAUAAUGAAGUCAUGGAUAAUGGAAAAGAAAAUUUAGUAGGAUAUGAAAAAGAAGGGGAAGAAUUAAGUGAUGAGAUAAAAUAUAACGAAAAUAAAGGUGACGAUGAAGAAAAAGAGCAAAAUAAAGAAGAUAAAAUAAGAAAGAAAAAAUAUAUUACAGAUGUUAAUAAAUCAAUAAUAGAUUUAAUUGAAAUGUCAAUGAAUAUUAAAUAUUUAAAAAAUACAAAACCUACAUGGUUUCCCUGGUUUUAA
This is a messenger RNA of Plasmodium gallinaceum, 25413 nucleotides long. Its product is annotated as conserved Plasmodium protein, unknown function. The transcript has a single exon. Lineage: Eukaryota; Apicomplexa; Aconoidasida; Haemosporida; Plasmodiidae. Bases 1 to 25413 code for a protein of 8470 amino acids. The record is from RefSeq and is a predicted model, not a curated record.